Messenger RNA from Ficedula albicollis (Collared flycatcher), 1057 nucleotides. It is a transcript of the gene FRZB, whose product is annotated as frizzled-related protein. The record is from RefSeq and is a predicted model, not a curated record. Gene Ontology annotation, cellular component: cytoplasm. The transcript is spliced from 6 exons. Gene Ontology annotation, biological process: canonical Wnt signaling pathway; non-canonical Wnt signaling pathway. Gene Ontology annotation, molecular function: Wnt-protein binding. Bases 20 to 835 code for a protein of 271 amino acids. Lineage: Eukaryota; Metazoa; Chordata; Aves; Passeriformes; Muscicapidae.
CAAGCCGCUGCCCUGGAACAUGACCAAGAUGCCGAACCACCUGCACCACAGCACGCAGGCCAACGCCGUGCUGGCCAUGGAGCAGUUCGAGGGGCUGCUGGGCACCAACUGCAGCCCCGACCUGCUCUUCUUCCUGUGCGCCAUGUACGCGCCCAUCUGCACCAUCGACUUCCAGCACGAGCCCAUCAAGCCCUGCAAGUCCGUGUGCGAGCGCGCCCGCGCCGGCUGCGAGCCCGUGCUGGUCCGCUACGGCCACGCCUGGCCCGACAGCCUGGCCUGCGACGAGCUGCCCGUGUACGACCGCGGCGUGUGCAUCUCCCCGGAGGCCAUCGUCACCGCCGAGGGCGCGGAUUUCCCUAUGGAUUCUAAUAAUGGCAACUGUAGAGGGGCCGGCAUUGACCGCUGCAAGUGCAAGCCUGUAAAAGCCACCCAGAAGACUUAUCUACGCAACAACUACAACUAUGUCAUUCGGGCCAAAGUGAAGGAGGUGAAGACUAAAUGUCACGAUGUCACUGCAGUAGUGGAAGUAAAGGAGAUCCUGAAAUCUUCCCUAGUGAACAUUCCAAAGGACACUGUAAACCUUCACACGAAUUCUGGCUGCCUGUGCCCACUGCUCAGUGCCAAUGAAGAAUACAUCAUCAUGGGCUACGAGGACAAGGAGCGCUCCAGGUUACUCUUGGUGGAAGGCUCCAUAGCUGAGAAGUGGAAGGAACGUCUUGGUAAAAAAAUAAAGCGCUGGGAUCAGAAGCUGCGGCACCUGGGGAAGGGGAAGGCAGAGCCCGGGCACGGCGACUCGGCUGCGAGGCCCGGCAGCGCCCGGCAGGCGCGCAGCUGAAUGUGGCAUCUGCACGGGCACAUGCAGGGGACUGUCUACCCAGACUUCACUGCUGGAGCAGCCAAGGAGAAAUUGCACUAUUGCACGUUAUAUUCUAUUGUUUACUACGAAAUUAUGGUCUAGCUUUUAUUAGUUUUUGUUCUCCCUCUUGUUUUCCGCCUUUUUCUUUUUGGAUAUGUGCAAGUUCUGGAAAUGUUUUUUUUUUUUUUUUUUUUCUGUUAC